This is a messenger RNA of Limanda limanda (common dab), 1325 nucleotides long. RefSeq names its product copper metabolism (Murr1) domain containing 1 (gene commd1). Bases 24 to 590 code for a protein of 188 amino acids. The record is from RefSeq and is a predicted model, not a curated record. Gene Ontology annotation, biological process: negative regulation of sodium ion transmembrane transport; copper ion homeostasis; regulation of proteasomal ubiquitin-dependent protein catabolic process. Gene Ontology annotation, cellular component: endosome. The transcript is spliced from 3 exons. NCBI's taxonomy places the organism in Eukaryota, Metazoa, Chordata, Actinopteri, Pleuronectiformes, Pleuronectidae.
GGGUCAUGUGACCGGGCUGAAACAUGGCGGACGCAGCGAAGGCUCUCAGCGGUUUGUUGAGCGGAAUCGCUCAGAACGUUUAUCAUGAGAAAGAAGAGAUGACGGAGGAUCUGCUGAGGAGGGAACUGUUCCCAGAUCUGUCCGAGGAGCAGUUCAGAGUCCUGUUCGACAAGAUGAGAGGCCUGCUGAAGUCUAUUGCCACAGCUGACAUGGACCACGCCCAGCUGGAGGCCUUCCUCACCGCUCAGACCAGGAGGCAGGGCAGCGGGGGGGUGACCCCCGAACAGGCCGCCGCCCUCUCUCGCUUCUGGAAGAGCCAGCGAGUCCGCGUGAGGGAGAGCUUACUGGCUCAGAGCCGCUGGGAGCCCGGCCUCAGGGGCCUCUCCUGGAGAGUGGACCUCCAGGCUGCAGCCGGCCGGGCCGACGCUGCCCACAGCGGCCCGGUGGCUCUGGUGGAGCUGCAACUGGGCCGAGCUGGACAGGACUCUGAGUUUGUUUGUCUGGAGUUUGAUGAAGCCAGAGUCAACCAGAUGCUGAAGAAGAUGGCCGACGUUCAGGAGAGCGUGGACCGGAUCGUUCAGCACACCUGAGUGAGACGGUGUGGGACUCUCUCUCUUUCUCUCUCUCUCUCUCGCUCUCUCUUUCUCUCUCGUCCGGUUGGAUCUGAUACCGCUUUCGCCCCUGCCGACUAAACAACUACAUAUAUAUUUAAAGCCCAGCCCUGUUCCUGAUUGGUUCUUAUCAGCAACAACUCGACCACCAGCGGGAACUGGAAAGCGACGCUGACACGGGACUCACAUCUCAGUGUUGCGUUAAGGCAGUGGGCGUGGCGCUUGGCAGUGGGCGUGGCGCUUGGCGUCGGCGUGAUCAUCAAAACGACAUCUAUCACGUUCUUUGUGCUCAGGACUCACUCAAAGGAGCCGUCCUAACUAACGUGCCAUGCUAGCUGUCAACGCUAAAGAGAAGAAACGGGAAAAUGAAAUCCACGACCAGAUGAACACACACCAGCUGACGAUGGGAUUUGAUUGUCGCGUCAGUUUUUUGCUGAAAUUCAAACGGGCAGGAGGUUUGUGUUCGACCUUCAUAACCCGUUCAAAUUUGAAAUGUCCUGUGUAGAAUCCAGUGCCUGAGGUCUUUGUGUCCUGAUCCAGCAGGGGGCGCUCACUGUCAGCUUGUCCUCCUGCUGGUUGAUGACAUGAGGUUUGAAUUCAAGUGUCUGCUGGAGCAGUUCUAUUGUUUGAACAGAGAUGUCAUCGUUAAUGAUAAUUAAUUCUGAAACAUGGUCUGAUGUAAUAUUAAUGAAUAAAUCUACAUGUUCAACAUAA